This is a messenger RNA of Chara braunii, 3014 nucleotides long. The record is from the annotation of a GenBank genome assembly. NCBI's taxonomy places the organism in Eukaryota, Viridiplantae, Streptophyta, Charophyceae, Charales, Characeae.
GCCUGACAGACGUGGUGGCAGGACGCAGGUUGCAGUAGAAGCGGUUGCGUUUGAAAGGAAGGGGGAAGCUAUGGCGCCGCGGCAGCAGAAGGGCGGGAAUUCGGGUCCUGCUAUUGGGAUUGACCUGGGGACGACGUACAGCUGCGUGGGCGUCUGGCAGCAUGAUCGCGUAGAGAUCAUCGCCAACGACCAGGGUAAUCGUACGACGCCGUCCUAUGUGGCGUUCACCGAUACGGAGCGAUUGAUUGGCGAUGCAGCGAAGAAUCAGGCGGCCAUGAAUCCGGCAAACACGGUGUUCGAUGCGAAACGGCUGAUCGGGCGCAAGGUGAGCGACCCGUCCGUGCAGGCGGACAUGAAGUUGUGGCCUUUCAAGGUGGUGGCUGGCAGCGGGGACAAGCCCAUGAUCAGUGUCGCCUACAAGGGAGAGUCCAAGCAGUUUGCCCCCGAGGAGGUAUCGUCGAUGGUGCUGACGAAGAUGAAGGAGAUCGCCGAGUCGUACCUGGGGAAGGAGGUGGGGAACGCGGUGAUCACGGUGCCGGCGUACUUCAACGACUCGCAGCGGCAGGCGACCAAGGACGCGGGCGCCAUAGCGGGGCUGAACGUGCUGCGGAUCAUCAAUGAGCCGACGGCGGCAGCCAUCGCGUACGGGCUGGACAAGAAGGACAAGKCGGGSGGGGAGGCGAACGUGAUGAUCUUCGACCUGGGAGGCGGGACGUUCGACGUGUCGCUGCUGACGAUCGAGRACGGCAUUUUYGAGGUGAAGGCGACGGCCGGGGACACKCACCUGGGRGGGGAGGACUUCGACAACAGGAUGGUUCACCACCUGGUCCAGGAGUUCAAGAGGAAGCAYARGAAGGACAUCACGGGGAGCGCGAGGGCGCUGAGGAGGCUGCGCACGGCGUGCGAGCGCGCGAAGCGCACGCUGUCCACCACGGCGCAGACGACGAUCGAAAUCGAUUCCCUCUACGGGGGGAUCGACUUCUACACCACGAUCACGCGCGCUCGCUUCGAGGAGCUGAACAUGGACCUGUUCCGGAAGUGCAUGGACCCGGUGGAGAAGACGCUGCGCGACGCCAAGAUGGACAAGUCGCAGGUGACGGAGGUGGUGCUCGUCGGCGGCUCGACCCGCAUUCCCAAGAUCCAGCAGCUGCUGUCGGACUUCUUCAACGGGAAGGAGCUGUGCAAGAGCAUCAACCCCGACGAGGCGGUGGCGUACGGCGCGGCGGUGCAGGCGGCCAUCUUGACGGGCGAGACGAGCGAGAAGGUGCAAGAUCUGCUGCUCCUGGACGUGACGCCGCUCAGCCUGGGAAUYGAGACGGCCGGCGGCGUGAUGACGGUCCUCAUUCCGCGGAACUCCACGAUCCCGACGAAGAAGGAGCAGGUCUUCUCCACGUACGCGGACAAUCAGCCGGGCGUGCUGGUCCAGGURUACGAGGGCGAGCGCGCCAGAACGCGGGACAACAACCUGCUGGGCAAGUUCGAGYUGUCGGGCAUUCCUCCYGCRCCGCGYGGCGUGCCCCAGAUCACCGUCRCYUUCGACAUCGACGCCAAUGGCAUCCUGCACGUKAGUGCGGAGGACAAGAGCACCAAGCAGAGGAGCAAGAUCACGAUCACCAACGACAAGGGGAGGCUGAGCAAGGAGGAGAUAGAGCGGAUGGUGAGGGACGCGGAGAAGUUCAAGUCGGAGGACGAGGUGGCGAGGAAGAAGGUGGACGCCAAGAACGGGCUCGAGAAUUACGUGUACAACCUGAGGAACAGCGUGCUGAAGGAUGACAACGUGGCGUCCAAGCUGGACCCGGCAGACAAGGCGAAGAUGGAGAAGAAGGUGGAGGAGGUGAUGGCUUUGCUGGAUCGCAAUCAGCUGGCGGAGCUGGACGAGUUCGAGGACAAACAGAAGGAACUGGAGAGCCUGUGCAAUCCGAUCAUGUCCAAGCUGUAUGCUUCGGCGGCCGGGGCCGGCGGCAUGGGCGGAGGAGGUGCGGGGGUUUUCCCCGCCGGGGGCGCAGCAGCACAUGGCAAGGCGACGGCGGGAGCAGCGGGAAACGGCCCCGUUAUCGAGGAAGUUGACUAAAGUUAAUUGAUUGAUCGAUCUAUGUGUGUUCAAGCACAUGACGACGGUGUUGGUGGUGUGUCGGGACACCACGGACUGUAGGCCCGGGAGCAAUUUUUAUCCUAACGAGGCAUUUGUUCGGAGUCUUGUCUGGCAUGGCUCCUUCUGUACAGCGGCGGCAUUUGUUUCUUACAGGAAAACGUUGUUAUUAGCACACACUUGCGGGGCGCGUCUCAGACCCUCUUGCGUGGAGGGGUUUGGGUUGGGCUGUUCAAAGAGUGGUAUUGUGUUAUUAGGUAGGGACAGGGACACGAGGGAGACGAGGAGAUGUCGAGGGAGAGAGAGACAUCUAACAAUGUGCUUGGAGGUCUGGUUUUGGCGAUCGCUGGCAUCGCCCGUAGUGUACGUAGUGUAAUUUGCCACGUCGGCGAGGCGUCUGUGUUCAAGAUGGAUCGCUGUUCUAUUGGGCGAUGAUUUACAAUUUCGAUCACACGCACUGCCACCAUAUUGAGCGGCUGUUUUAUUCUGUCGAACCAGAUCGAGGGAGGGAUAUCGUCCGGAGAUCCUGGCGGCAAUCAACGGCGGCAGAGCGAGCAUCUCAAUUCUCGAAUUGAAAGGGAACGGAGUGCAGGCAGGUUAUACUUUAGACAGGAGGCUCGUUGGUAUGUUUGUGGCGAGGAAUAAUAGCAGUGGCAAGAGGUUGAUUUGUAUCUUUGUAAUUAUAAUGACUAUCAUUCAUUUUGGCGGAAUUCUCAAUGUGCAGGGCUGUGAUGAUGGGUCGAGUUCUAUCUGCUUGCCUCUGUUGUCCUUUUUACUAUUUUUCUCUUUCUUUCUCUCGUUCGCCUUUUCUCUCUUUCUCUCUUUUCUCUUCACAUUUUCUCUCUUUCCUUUGCCCCUUCCCCCUACGCCUGAGUCGUAACCGCUUGCUGGAACUCAAACGCACCAAUAAAGAAAUUCACCACGA